UGCUAGAAGAGAAGGACGCGGUCCUAUGGAUAAAAAUGGUAUGGACGAAAGUCAGCUUGACGAGGAUGUCGUCGAGCUUAAUGGAUUUGGAGUUCCGAGGGACGAACUAGGCAAAAUGGCGACGGAGGAUGAGAUAGAUAAUCAUAGGAGCGAGGGAGGACCAGGCUCAGGUGGCAGCGCCGUACAAAGCGAGGAGGCUGAGAAGGACAGAGAAUCGAUGAAUCCCGAUGGUGCCAAGGGGAAUAGGAAGGAAAUCUCCUUAGGGGAAAGCUCGGGGAAAGUCGGGGGAAGCAAGCAAGGGACCCAAGAGACCAGGGAGGGUAGAAAUAAGGACAAGUUGAGCCCGCGAAAUUCGGACGAAGUUGUAUCGAAGAAAGUGAGAGUCACGGAUGUGAGGUGCAAACUAGCAGAAAUAGAAAAGAGGACUGCGGAGUACAAGGCAAGAUUGAUCGAGGAGAUGAUGAUGGGGAACGAGGAGGAUCCUCCACAGGAAGAACCACGGGGUGAGCGGAAAGCCGGACAAGGCGAAAGUAGACAAGGGGGUAAGGAUAAUGAUCGCGGAGGGAGACCAAGCAAUAGGAAGAAGGAGAGAGAGAAAUCCCUGGGGAUGGAAGCUGAGAAAGCUACGAAUCCACCAGCCAUAGAUAGUAGGGCUAGCCGCCUGCUGGCCACGCUAGCAGCAAUGUCAGGAUGCGAAGUGCUCUGGAGCCUUAGGGAAAGGGUGUUGGGGUGGUUCAACCCGGAGGGGACUGCGAAGACUAGAGAAAGAUAGACGGUCGGCAAGGAGGGACAAGAUACCAGCACGACAGGCGAGGCUAGUAGCUCCGAAGGCGGCCUCAGGAACAUAGUGUCGUGCCCCGCACGAGCACUAAACAAAAACCAGGGCUACCUCGCAGGCGCUAAAAAAAAAUUGACAUAUGACGGGCCAAACAUCACAGAGUUCCUAAUAGAUUACGAGAACCUGGCGGCACUGUUGAAGUGAACCGAAUAAGAAAAGAUGGACCACCUAGGACAACAUGUGUCAUUAAGCCGAGGACGAGACAUAAUGACCAUCGUAGCCGCGAGCCGAUCCUGGAAGGAAACUCGGGAUGUAAUGAUGAGGAAGUACCUGGCAGCGGAGAAAAUGGCAACAAAGGCCGAUUUAGCGA
This is a messenger RNA of Chara braunii, 1148 nucleotides long. The record is from the annotation of a GenBank genome assembly. Lineage: Eukaryota; Viridiplantae; Streptophyta; Charophyceae; Charales; Characeae.